Pollicipes pollicipes is the source of this 2654-nucleotide messenger RNA. Its product is annotated as derlin-1. The record is from RefSeq and is a predicted model, not a curated record. Lineage: Eukaryota; Metazoa; Arthropoda; Thecostraca; Pollicipedomorpha; Pollicipedidae. The coding region runs from base 179 to 940 and encodes 253 amino acids. The transcript has 7 exons.
UGCGCCGCAUUCAUUCUCCGCUCUGAGUUUUCGGGAGGUUGUGGGUUGGUGGCGACUACGUGCGCAUAAUCAGUUUUGCUGUACUGUUGGCCCCAAACAUUGUGGCGUACUUAUUUGUGUGGCAGUUCUUCUGCUAGCAUUUCUUGGGGUGAAAGGCAGCUGCACAGAGUGACCGACAAUGAGCGACAUCCAGAGCUGGUUCAACAGCCUGCCGCAGUUCACGCGGCUGUGGUUCGGCCUGACGGUGGUCUUCACGCUCGUGGGACGCUUCGGGCUGGUCUCGGCCUACUACCUGGCACUGCUGUAUGAACCUCUCUUCAAGCAGUUGCAGAUAUGGCGUCCGGUGACAGCGCUGUUCUGGUACCCAUUGAGUCCGCAGACUGGGUUCCACUUCCUCAUCAACCUGUACUUCCUGUACAAUUACUCACUUCGUUUGGAAACAGGCAUAUUCGCCCGCAGCCCGGCUGAUUACCUGUUCAUGCUGCUGUUCAACUGGUUCUGCUCGGUAGUGGUCGGCCUCUUCAUGAAUUAUCCGAUGUUGAUGGACCCGAUGGUGAUAUCGGUGCUGUACGUCUGGUGCCAGCACAACCGCGACACCAUCGUCAGCUUCUGGUUCGGCACACAGUUCAAGGCCAUGUAUCUGCCUUGGGUGCUGAUGCUCUUCAACCUCAUCAUAGCGGGCGGCGGUGCCAUGGAGUUGGCUGGCAUUCUCAUCGGACAUCUCUACUUCUUCUUGGUGUUUAAAUACCCUCAGGACUUCGGCGGCCCGGCGCUGCUGCGCACACCGCAGUUCCUGUACAACUACCUACCCAACACGUCUGGCGGCAUGGGCGGCUUCGGCGCGCCGCCGCAGCGGCCCGCGGCCGCCGCCGGUGCCGGCGCUGGUGCCGGAGCCGCCUUCCGGAACUGGGGAGCCGGCCAUCGCCUGGGACGGCAGUGAGCCGGCCGCGAGCAGCGCCUGGUCGGCUGCCGCGGAGACCGACCGUGGGAGGUGCGGUCGCUGCUGGGCCGCCGACGAGCCCGGGACCGUCGGGCGGAGUCGGAGGCGGCGGGCCGUGCUCGGAGCGGGGGCCGGAGCUCGUGUUUGGUGGGGACGGACACGGCCGGCUGCCCGGUUCCAGCGGCUCGAUCCCCGCCGUCUCGAUGUCGUUUGGUGGGGACGGACACGGCCGGCUGCCCGGCUCCAGCGGCUCGAUCCCCGCCGUCUCGAUCCCCGCCGUCUCGAUGUCGUUUGGUGGGGACGGACACGGCCGGCUGCCCGGCUCCAGCGGCUCGAUCCCCGCCGUCUCGAUGUCGUUUGGUGGGGACGGACACGGCCGGCUGCCCGGCUCCAGCGGCUCGAUCCCCGCCGUCUCGAUGUCGUUUGGUGGGGACGGACACGGCCGGCUGUCCGGCUCCAGCGGCUCGAUCCCCGCCGUCUCGAUGUCGUUUGGUGGGGACGGACACGGCCGGCUGUCCGGCUCCAGCGGCUCGAUCCCCGCCGUCUCGAUCCCCGCCGUCUCGAUGCCUUUUGGUGGGGACGGACACGGCCGGCUGCCCGGCUCCAGCGGCUCGAUCCCCGCCGUCUCGAUGCCGUUUGGUGCGGACGGACACGGCCGGCUGCCCGGCUCCAGCGGCUCGAUCCCCGCCGUCUCGAUGCCGUUUGGUGGGGACGGACACGGCCGGCUGCCCGGCUCCAGCGGCUCGAUCCCCGCCGUCUCGAUCCCCGCCGUCUCGAUGCCGUUUGGUGGGGACGGACACGGCCGGCUGCCCGGCUCCAGCGGCUCGAUCCCCGCCGUCUCGAUCCCCGGUGUCUCGAUGCCGUUUGGUGGGGACGGACACGGCCGGCUGCCCGGCUCCAGUGGCUCGAUCCCCGCCGUCUCGAUGCCCGCUGUCGGCCAUCGGCUGGUGUUCGCUGCCGGACGCCAGCUAGAUCAGCAGCAGAGCGGGAGCGGCGCCGCGGCAGGCCGCGGCUGCUGCUGAUGCGGUCCAGGGGGCCGACGUCUGCGAGGGCAGCAGCGGCCGAAUGUGGGUACGUGGAGUAGGUGUGGCUGGCGUCUCGGAGUUGGGGUGGGUCGGAGCGGCGCCGACGGUGUCUCGAAGUGGUGCGGGCUCUGCUGACUGGUAGAGACAGCAAGUUGAGCAGGUGGAGGCUUUGCUCGUUGGGCCAUUUCAGGGCUGCCACUUGGCGCGCCCCGUUUGUGUUUUACGUCGGCUAUGCGUUGUGUACUAAGCAAAUUCAAGAAGUGCGUGUGAUUUGUAUCCCGUCACAUAUUCUUGUUUGUGCUGCGGUGUGAACAUAACUUUCGAAACGGGCAAUACCGUAUUAUACGGUCAGAUUGCCUCGCUGCGGGCACCUUGUGAUGAAUUCUACCGCGGUGCACCGAUUCAAUGUUCUGUGUCGUAAAACGUUGCCUGCCGAUAUAAUAUUGGUCUCAUUUCGGCGACACUGAGUGGCGUUUUCAUGUCGAGAAUGAUGGCAUCAAUCGAUUCGGUCAUUGGCGUGGUCGCACGAAAAUAACUACUCCACUUAAGAAGAAGGCUGCGGUGGGCUGUCAUCGUCCAAAGCAUUGAUAUAACUGUGUGCAGUGCUUGGUGUUCUGUUUCACUUUUGUGCGGGAAGGCGUGCUUCGUGUUCUGCCUGUUAUGUUUUGUAUCGGAAUAUAUGCCAAGCG